This is a messenger RNA of Lachancea fermentati, 2274 nucleotides long. The record is from the annotation of a GenBank genome assembly. Lineage: Eukaryota; Fungi; Ascomycota; Saccharomycetes; Saccharomycetales; Saccharomycetaceae.
AUGUCAUUCCAAGUAGUACCGCUGUCCGAUAUGGAAGAAAAUCCAGGAACCCAGAUCCCUGAGACCCAGAACUUUGACAAGUUUACUACUGAAGACUGGAUGGAGGGAGGGAAAGAUCAACUUCGAAGCGAGACUAGUGACAGAUACUUUUCCUCAAGUUAUCAGAAAUAUGGUCACACAUUAUGGAAAAGAGGAAGACAACUUAUCACGUUGACUGCAAUUGCCGUACUGUUAGGCUUCAUAGCAGGCUGUAUACAGAUAUUGACUGAAACAUUAGUUAAUUGGAAGUCCGGAAGAUGCAGCCGAAAUUGGGUUCUGAACAAAUCAUUUUGCUGUGCAAAUAUUCCAAAGGCUGGUCAAAAACUUUUAACUAAACGUGAUGAACUGAAGUGUAUAGACGAUGGGCUAUGGCAUGAAUGGUCCAAUCCCUUAUUUGGAUUCUUCCUCUUCGUCAUUUUAUCACUAACUUUCGCAAUGAGCAGCGCUCUGAUGGUUAAGUAUAUUGCUCCAAUGGCAACAGGCUCAGGAAUAUCUGAGAUAAAAGUUUGGGUAUCUGGGUUUAGGUAUAAAGAUGAAUUCUUGAAUUUAACCACAUUAAUCGUCAAAAGCAUUGCUUUGCCUUUUGCGAUUUCCUCAGGUCUUAGUGUUGGAAAGGAAGGUCCUUCUGUGCACUACGCGACCUGUUGCGGGUUUGUUAUAACAAAUUGGCUUCUUAAACAUGACCUUAAAUUCCCAGAACAAGCCGAAUAUCUUAUCGCAUCCACAGCGGGAGGGGUUGCAGUUGCAUUUGGUGCUCCCAUUGGCGGUGUGCUUUUUGCUCUUGAGGAAAUGUCUACGACGACUGAAUUCAGUCUCUCGAUUCUAUGGAAAUCCUACUAUGUUGCCCUGGCUGCUGUGGCUACCUUGCAAUAUAUGAACCCUUUGAGGAACGGUAAGAUUGUUGUUUUCGAAGUUUCAUAUGAUAAAGAUUGGCACGUUCAAGAAAUACCCGUGUUUAUCAUCUUAGGAGUUUUUGGAGGCCUAUACGGAAACUUCAUCAGCAAGUGGAAUGUCCAUUUCGUUUCAUUCCGCAGAAAGUAUCUCUCUAAAUGGCGCCUAAAUGAGGUGGCUGUGCUUGCUCUGAUUACAGCAUUACUAUCUUAUUUUAAUGAGUUCCUGAAAUUGGACAUGACUGAGAGUAUGGGUGUUUUAUUUCAUGAGUGCAUCGCAGGUGAUGGGGAAUCAGUCUGGACCCAUCGAAUUUGUCAAUUGGACGCAAACACACAUGUGGGGGCGUUUAUUCAGAUUUUAAUGUCUUUAUUGUUUGCCACUGUUGCUAGAGCUCUGCUGGUAGUUGUCUCAUAUGGCUGCAGCGUUCCAGCAGGGAUAUUUGUUCCCUCAAUGGCAGUAGGUGCAACUUUCGGACGUGCUGUGAGCCUAAUUGUUGAAAGGUUUUUCAUAGGGCACAAUAUCAUCACACCAGGAACUUACGCAUUUUUAGGUGCCGCUGCUACUUUAAGUGGCAUUACCAAUUUGACAUUGACAGUGGUAGUGAUUAUGUUCGAAUUGACCGGUGCAUUCACGUACAUCAUACCUACGAUGAUCGUUGUUGCCAUUACGCGUUUAAUCUUCUCGUCUCUAGGUGCGAGAGGAGGAAUUGCAGAUCAAAUGAUCAUUUUUAAUGGCUUUCCUCUUCUCGAAGACUCUAAGGAAGAUAUGGUUUUCUUGCGGAACUACUCAGCAUUAGACAUAAUGGCCACCAAUAUUUCUGUUCUUAGAAGUUCUAUGCAUCUAUCCGAAUUGAAUGAUUUUCUGGUUCACAAUUCAAAUUUCAACGGUUUUCCGGUGGUGAGAGAAAUGGAGAAAAAUGCACUUGAAAGCGAGUGCAUAGGAUAUAUUUCCAAGAGUACAAUUCAGACUCAGUUAUUGAUAGAGGCUAGCGAGGACACAUCAGAUCAAACUAUUAUCCAUUUUGAUGCGCAAAAUGUACAUCGCAAUGGCUUGCAGCCAAACGAGCUUAACUUUAGCGAUUUAGUGGAUACAAGCCCAGUCACAGUCAAGCCCAGUAUGCCACUAUCAAUACUAAUACGCAUGUUCCAGAAACUUGGUUGUAAGACAAUUUUAGUAGAACAAAAAGGCAUCCUUCAAGGGCUCAUCACGAAAAAAGAUUUACUAAAAUUUCAGAGGCUGAAACAUAGAGAAAUAUAUGGACCCUUGUAUGUUUUCAACGAGUCGUGGGAUGAUCGCUUAGGAGCAUUUCUUCAAAAAAUUAGUAACAAAAAUUAUGUCUUUUAA